AUGUGUGCCGCCCCCGCCGGUCCUAAACCCCCAGCUGGGGGGCCGGCUUUCUGCCAGCGAGCCUGGGCGCCGGUGUUGGCGAAGGUGAAGCGGGCGGUGGUGUUCAUGGACUCGGCUUGCGCGGAAAGCCUCCACUGGACCUGGGGCGGAAUGGGGCAGCUCUUGCAAGCCGGCGCCCUCAACGUCAAGGAGUUCUCCAGCUUCGAGUCCGGGGGUGCCCAGCAACCCAAGGCGGUCUUUGUGGUCAGCACCUUGCUGAAAGGCCGGACGGUGGACACCAUUCGCGACAUCGUGAGCCUCAGCGGCUUCCAGUACUGCGUGGUUUUCACUGGGGUCAGCCACACGGUCCACUUGCAGGCCUACAACACUCCCGCCACUGGGCCCGAGACUGAAAGCUCCAGCCUGGUGGUCUUCGAACAGUUCGAAGAGAAGCUUUGCCAAUGGAUGGGCAACAUGAACUACACGGCAGAGGUGCACCAUGCCGCCUUGUUUCUGGCCCCCGUGGUCGUGCCCCACCUCUUCCUGACGCCUGCCUUUUCCAGGCUUUUCCCUCUGAUGGAGGAGGACCUGGCCCAGAUCAAUCGGGCGCGGCCGGAGAAGAAAAAAAUUACUCACCUGAGCGACGUGGACUUCUCCGCUCUGCCUCCCGAGUUGCAGCUUGCCAUCAGGUCGCUGGUGUCUGACCUCAACGCCUUCUUUGAGUAUCUUGGUGUCCGGGAGGAAUGCUUUGCCAUCGGACCGCUCAGCAAGAUUAUUGCAGGGGAUCUGGCAAAUUUUUCCCAGGCCAAGGUCAGGAGGAAAAACGCACCCAAUAAAGCUUCUGUCGUUUUUGUGGAUCGGACAUUAGAUUUGACAGGAGCUGUUGGGCAUCAUGGUGACAACUUAGCAGAGAAGAUUCUCUCUAUACUUCCCAAGUUACCAGGUCAUACAACUGAUGUGAUGGUCAACAUGGUGGAGCUCACAAGCCUGCACGCUAAUGAGAAGAGUUGCGAUAUUAUAGCUCCUGGCUGCUUGGCACAACCAACAGAACCAGCUGCUAGAGCUCUGUGGGAGUCCUUAAUGAAUCUAAAACAGAAGGAAAGUUUGAUGGAAGUUAGAAGACACUUAGUAGAAGCCGCGAGCCGGGAAAAUUUGCCAAUCAAGAUGAGCAUGGGGAGAGUCACCCCUGAUCAGCUUCACACGUAUAUCCAGCUUUUCAAGAAGAAAAUUGAUGCUCUUGAAAAUCAUUGCGGGCUUCUGCAGAUUGCGCUGGCUGUUGUACAGACUCUAAAAGACCCUCAGAACGCCAAAUGGGACAACUUUUUAGCCUUUGAACGGCUAUUUGUACAGAAUAUUGGCGAGUCAACAUUAUUUAAUGCACUGAAGCAACUGCUACCUAUUAUCAAGUCUUACAGUAACAGGACAGAGGAUGAUUACACUCCCCAAGAGUUACUUCUGUUAUUGGUGUAUAUUUACUCCAUAGUGGGAGAAGCCAAAACUGGGAAAGAAUUAAAUGAGGCUGAAAGUCAAGUGAAGGAAGCCUUUGUCCAAGCUAUUUGCGACGAACCAGAGCUACAGCCUUUGCUGCAGAAAAUAAUAGGUUGUGAGUCUUCCACCGAGGUUACGUUUCCAAAAGCCACGGCUGCAGUGAAUGAGAUAUUCAAGAACCUAAGGGACAUUACAAGAGUUCGGUCACAAAUGAAACAGUUUAAUUCUCUACAUAUCCCGGGAAGCCACAGCCAACAGGCAUCUUAUAAACCAUUGAUGAAGCAAGUGCUGGAAGAAAUUUACAAUCCUGAUCGACCUGACCCUGUUGAUAUUGAACACAUGUCUUCUGGGCUUACAGAUCUUCUGAAAACGGGAUUCAGCAUGUUUAUGAAGGUGAGCCGACCCCACCCAAGUGAUCAUCCUACACUGGUCCUCUUCAUGGUUGGUGGUGUGACAGUAUCUGAAGUCCGAAUGAUAAAGGAUCUUGUAGCAGCCCACAAGCCCAGAGUAGAGGUAAUUGUUCUCUCUACCACACUCCUGACACCACUUAACGUUCUGGAGCUGCUUUUUGCCACAGACCGUCUCAAGCCAGAUAUUGGUAUCUGAAGUUGCCAAAGCAGGCAUCUGGCCCA
This is a messenger RNA of Protobothrops mucrosquamatus (brown spotted pit viper), 2099 nucleotides long. It is a transcript of the gene SCFD2, whose product is annotated as sec1 family domain containing 2. Gene Ontology annotation, biological process: intracellular protein transport; vesicle-mediated transport. The transcript has 9 exons. Lineage: Eukaryota; Metazoa; Chordata; Lepidosauria; Squamata; Viperidae. The record is from RefSeq and is a predicted model, not a curated record. The coding region runs from base 1 to 2073 and encodes 690 amino acids.